Messenger RNA from Paramecium sonneborni, 431 nucleotides. The record is from the annotation of a GenBank genome assembly. NCBI's taxonomy places the organism in Eukaryota, Ciliophora, Oligohymenophorea, Peniculida, Parameciidae.
AUGGUCUUUACAAUUAGUUUGAUUUCAUAAAUUUCUUGGCAACAAUUUAUGUAUUAGAAGCUAAUUCAUUAUGUUCCAUAUCAGAUAAUUAAGUUAGAUCAUAAAGAGUGGGAGACUAAGAUUCAAGAAUUUAUAAUGUGUAUAAUCAAAGCAAAGAUAGAAUCACAUAAUAAACUAAUUUAGUAGAUAAGAUAGUCAGAUUAAUAAAAAAAGAUGAAAAUAAAGAAGAAGGUUUUGAAUCAGUUGAAGUUUAGAAUAGAUACUUUAAUCUUGAUAAAAUGUCAUAGAUGUUAUAAAAAGGGACAUAAAUCUAGAGAUUGUAAUGUUAUCAUUAUAGAUGAUGAUAAUCUAUAAGAAAAAGAUAAGUAAAGACUCAAAGAUCUUUUAUGAUUAAAUUGUCAAGAAAAGAGACAUUUGAAUAGCUUCUUUAU